Molecule: messenger RNA, 7554 nt
Organism: Callorhinchus milii (elephant shark)
Lineage: Eukaryota; Metazoa; Chordata; Chondrichthyes; Chimaeriformes; Callorhinchidae
Product: protocadherin Fat 4
Exons: 15
Coding region: 1-7554 (2517 amino acids)
Biological process (GO): homophilic cell-cell adhesion
Cellular component (GO): plasma membrane; cell-cell junction
Molecular function (GO): calcium ion binding
Source: RefSeq, a predicted model, not a curated record
AUGACGAGUUUGGAUGUGAGUCUGACCCAUAAAACAUUGGUUAAGGCAGAAAGUGUCUCCAUCGAUUCCAUCACUAUGAGUUCGGAAACCAUAGAGCUAAACCGAGAGGCUCGUUCAGCUAAGAACAGUGCCCAGUCUUCACGAGCAGCUUCGGAUCAUAACCCUGGGAAUAUCCAUGACAACAGACUGGUCUUUUCAAGGAAUGUUUAUUCCUUUGAAAUCCAAGAAGAUGUAGCUCCAGGCACCGUGGUAGGCUCCAUAACAGCUUCUGCUCCUAAUUGGGGAACUGCUGACAUCAUUUAUGCUAUACAUGAAGAUGAUGGCGAUGGACUCUUUGUUAUUAACUCAGCCAAUGGAAAUGUUACCCUAACUCGCCCUUUGGACUUUGAGUCUGAAAAAUAUUACAUUCUCACUGUGAAAGCAUCUGAUGGAGAUGGACAGUUCAGUGUGGUCCGGACUUACUUGAAUGUGUUGGAUAUCAAUGACAAUCCUCCAGUGUUUGGUCUUGAAUCCUACAGUGUUAACAUAAUGGAAAAUGUCCCCGUUGGCACCAGAGUUUUAAACCUCAAUGUGACUGAUGCAGAUGAAGGUUCAAAUGCUGCUUUGACGUUUAAGAUAAUUUCAGGUGAUCCCAGUGGACAGUUUGCAGUUGACAGUAACGCUUUGCUUUGGGUACAAAAACCAUUAGAUCUGGAAGAGCAACCAGUUUAUACUUUAAUUGUUCAGACCACUGACCAGGCUCAGUGUGGUUCAACACGCUUUACAAGCACUGCUCAGGUCACAGUGAGCCUUGAUGAUGUCAAUGAUAAUGCCCCUCAGUUUAGCUCUGCAACUACAGUCUUCCUUCCUGAAGAUACUCCUGUCAACGCAGUGAUAGUCUCAGUUAAGGCUGCAGAUCUGGACAGAGAACUCAAUGGCCAUGUCACAUACUAUCUGCAGCAAUUUACAGAGAACAAGUUUAGCCUUGAUGUAUCCAGCGGGCAGCUCAGUGUAACUGGAAAUCUUGACAGAGAACUGACAGAAAGGUUCAUACUAUGCGUGACCGCUUCCGACAAAGGACACCCACCGCUGUCCUCUUCAAUGAACAUUACAGUCAUCGUUACUGAUGUCAAUGACAACAGUCCUGCCUUUACUCAUAGCACUUACAAUAUCACAGUGGAUGAAAAUAUGCCCCGUGGGGCAGAUUUGCUUCAAGUCACAGCUACUGAUCCAGACAAGAGCAUAAAUGGGCAGAUUCGAUAUUCUGUGGCAAGCGAGGACUUUCAUAUUGAUUCAGUAACAGGAUUGAUCUCAGUAGCUGGAAACCUUGAUCGUGAAAAAACUCCAUUAUGCUCUUUUACGGUUAUUGCGUCAGAUCAUGGAAGCAAUCCCAGAUCAGGAACAGCCACUGUCCGUGUGAAACUCAGAGAUGUCAAUGACUUUGUACCAACUAUUCAGCCUGUGAAAAUGAUUUUACAUAUUCUGGAGAAUACAAAUACAGUGCCACAGAUGAUAUACCAGGUGUCAGGGCGUGAUGAAGACCUGGGUUCUAACAGUCAACUGUCGUACACGAUUAACUAUGGGAAUGAAGAUGGGAUGUUCUCACUCUCAGAGGAUGGACUGCUCAGCAUGAUCCACAGUCUGGACAGGGAAUUUCGGGCAGAGUAUAGGCUGGUGGUGACCGCCGCAGAUGCAGGCAUUCCUCCGUUGACUGGCACUGGAAUAAUUACCAUUGUUGUUGAUGACCUUAAUGAUAAUAAUCCACUCUUUGACUUGAAUGUGGAUCCUGUCACAGUCGGUGAAGAUGUUCCCAUCGGCACAAAUGUUGUGACAAUCAAUGCUGUUGAUCCAGACACUGGGGAGAAUGGACAAAUCAGUUACUCAAUGGAAGGAGGAGGGUCUUCCUUCUCUAUCAACAUGAUCAAUGGCGAAAUUAUCACUGCUUCUGCCUUGGACAGAGAAACACAAGCUAACUACACACUAACCAUCAUCGCGACCGACAGAAAUAGCACGCAGCCCCGAUCCAGCUCAACCUCAGUAUCAGUAAUCAUAGAGGAUGUUAAUGACGAACCUCCUAAAUUCCUGAAUGACCCAUACGUUGCUAAUGUUCCUGUAACACUAUACGUGGGCUCAAUAGUCUAUGCAGUAACAGCACAGGAUCCAGACACUGGGAUAAAUGGUGACCUACGUUUUACUCUGUCUGGUACAAAUGCAAAGAAGUUCACCAUUGACUCACUUAGAGGUGUGAUCAUUGCAGCUCAGGUAAUGAAGGGACCACUGGAUAUUACAGUUGAUGUGAACGUAAUGGAUCGAGGAAAAGAUCCCAAAAUGGACAAGACAACAGUCACAGUGCGUUUUCAGAGCACUACUGACUUCCCUCAAAUGUUUCUGGACAAGAAAGUGUACAUCUAUCCAGAAGAUCAAGUGCUAAACACUGUGAUCACGAAGGUCAAUGCAUCAAGCAGCAAAAGAGGAGAAAUUGGACCCAUUUCCUUUUUUCUGGCAGCGGGCAACAUUGGCGAUGACUUUCAGAUUGACCAACGUACAGGAGAACUGAUUAUAAAAAACCCGCUGGAUUUUGAGAUGAUAAAAUAUUACAAUCUCUGGAUUGAAGCCAGGGAUUCGGGUUCACCCCCAUUUUCCUCUUAUGCCAGAAUCGAUGUCAACAUUACAAAUGUUAAUGACAAUUGUCCCACCUUCCAGCAGAGUGAGUACAGGUGUGAGAUAUAUGAGAAUGUUCCAGCCAGUCGAGUUUGUAAUAUUUCUGCAGUUGACCAGGAUUCUGCUCUGAAUGGGAAGUUAGAAUACAGUAUUGUUGAUGGAAAUCUCAAUAAUGCAUUUAUUAUUAGUAGUUUUAGUGGAAUCAUAAGAACCACUCACAUGUUAGACAGAGAAAAACGGGCAUCAUAUGCAUUGAUCAUUCAAGCAAAAGACAAUGGAAGCAAGUCCAAGACAGGCACAGCCGUGGUCAUCAUCUCUGUUCUAGACAUAAAUGACAAUGCCCCGCGCUUUCCACAAAUCUUCCUUGCACAUGUUCCUGAAAAUGCUCCAGUUGGUUUUAUCAUUGUCCGAAUGACCAUCACAGAUGAAGACAUUGGUGUAAAUGCUAUUAGCACCUACAGUAUUUUGGAUCAAACAACAAAAUUACCAUUUGCUAUCGAUCAAAAUACUGGAGAUUUAACCGUGGCGAAGCUAUUGGACAGAGAGACAACUGAUCAGUACAUUAUAAGAGUACACGCCAAUGAUUCAGCCUGGAGUGUAAACACGGAUGUUACUUUAUUAGUUACUGAUGCAAAUGACAAUGAGCCCAGGUUCACUGAGCCAUUUUACAUAGUAACUAUUCCAGAGCCUAAAGAAAAAGAAGUGUUUAUUCUCCAGGUAUCUGCUACUGAUCCUGACCUGAAUCAAAAUGGUCAGGUGUUCUACCUCCUUAAGUUUCCGAAUGAAUUCUUUGGAAUUAAUGCCACAACUGGUGAGAUCUUCACCAAGCAGUUUGUUUCAUUUAAAAAUUCCGAUCACACCAACACAAAUAAAAUUAACCUGAGUGUAAUUGCCUCUGAUCGUGGCGAGCCAGCGAAUCAGUGUGAGACAACAGUGAUGGUUACAAUUGUAUCUCGUAAUGAUUAUCCACCUAUGUUUUUGUCACAUAGGAACAUAACCCCUGUUCCUUUGAAUUUAACAUUCGGCACCAAGGUGAUAAAACUAACAGCAACUGAUAAGGACUUGCACUCAGAUGGAGCAAUGGAAUAUUAUAUCACUGGAGGAAACAGUUCAUUUCUAUUUGACGUUGAGCAAGAGAGUGGUUGGGUUUUUGUGAACAAUUCUCUAACGUCGAGUCUAAAUGAACUAUUCAGCAUAACAGUAACAGCCACAGACAAAGGCAUGCCAUCUCUCUCAUCUGGUGUUAAAGCUAAUUUCCUGAUAACUGAAGAAAAUAAAUUUGCUCCAAAAUUUUCCACUUUGGAGAUGACUUUUUCUAUUCCUGAAGACCAAGCUCCUGGGUUUGUUAUUGGGAGACUUACUGCUUCUGACAAUGACCAGGGGGUAAAUGGCCUCAUAAAGUACUCCAUUGCAUCUGGAAAUGAUAAAGGUUAUUUUACUGUUGGAAACACUACUGGAUUGCUAAGUUUAGUUGAAAGCUUGGAUUUUGAAAUGGAUUCCUUUCAUGUUCUUCAGAUUUACGGGCAAGAUGCAGGGUGGAUAUCGAAGACUGGAUCUCUUAAUGUUCUUGUACAAGUUGAGGAUGUCAAUGACAAUCCUCCAAGAUUUUGCAACACCAUUUUUUUUGCGACGGUAGCAGAGAACUCGCCAUGUGGCACUGAGGUGCUUAAAUUAAAUGCGACAGAUGUUGACACUGGACUUAAUGCUGAGAUAAACUUUUCUAUUGAUGAUGGACACACAGAUAUGUUUGCUGUAGAUCAACAGAGUGGAAUAAUAACUGUGCAAGAGAUUUUAGACUUUGAGAUGCUUCAGUUCUAUGAAAUAACUGUAAGAGCUUUUAACUUGCAUGACACCGAUCACUUCAGUUUGGCUAAGGUGUAUAUUAACGUAACAGGGGAAAAUGAAUACCUUCCCCAGUUCAGUAAAGCACAUUAUAAUUUUGCUAUUUCAGAGAUUGCUCCCAAAGGAACGAUUGUAGGUUAUGUGACUGCAACUGAUCGUGAUCUUGGUUGUGAUGGAAUAGUUAACUAUCUGCUUGUAGCAAAUAGCAAAAAAAGAGGCUUCAAGAUUGAUGGCAAUACUGGGGUGAUAGUUGUCUCUGAUAACACAAAACUGUGCGGUGGAAGCUUCACUCUUCUUCAUGUGCUUGCUAAAAAUGCAGGAAUUAUUUAUGGCUUUGAUGUUGAUGAAGCACUGAUUAAUAUUACUCUUCUUGAUGUUAAUAAUCCUCCAGUGUUUAAAUCGAGCAUAUACCAGACCCACAUUCGAGAAGAUGUGCUCGUUGGUACCUCAGUUAUAACUCUGAUGGCUGAGGAUUCAGACACUGUCCCCGAGUGGAAUCAGCUCCUGAUUGAAAUUGAAGAUGGAAACACAAAUCAAUCAUUUUCUAUCAAUCCUAACAGUGGUGUUGUGCUUGUUGCUUCUCCUCUUGAUAGGGAAACUUUGCCAGUUUAUAACAUAACCAUCAUUGCCUUUGAUAGUGGACAAACUCCAGCAACAGGCAGUACUCAGCUCGUGAUCAUAGUUGAUGAUGUGAAUGACAAUGGCCCCAUUCUAGUUACUACUAAAGGGUAUGUAACUGAGAACCAACCACCUGGUAGAGAAAUUCUAGCUCUGAAUGCUACUGAUUUGGAUUUGCCUCCUAAUCAAGGACCAUUCACUUACCAGCUAGCACACGAGGAUUCCAGAAGCUUUUUUACUUUGUCUCCAAUGGGCGUUUUGACUACAAAGAAACUGAUUGACAGAGAGCAUAUUACUGAGCUGUAUCUGCCUGUCAUGGUGCAGGAUUCUGGAACCCCUCCAAUGUCUUCAAUGGGAACUGUACACAUCCUCGUUCUAGACCAGAAUGACAACCCGUCCCAGCCCAGAAACCUUUACAUUCAGGUAAAUUAUUAUGGUAAAUACUAUCCUGGUGGAAAGUUGGGUAGUGUGAAACCAGAAGAUCCAGAUGUUUCAGAUAUUUUCACCUGCAGCAUAGAAAAUGAGUCAACAACCGCCUUUGCUAUAUCGGAGUCCUGUGAGCUUCUGUCUGAUCAGCAGUUUGAGGAAACGGACUUCAGGCUCACAGUUGAGGCAAAUGACAAAGUUCACAGCACAGUCUCCAGCAGUGUUCACAUAACUUACCGCAAAUUCAGCAAUGCCACAAUCGACAACAGUAUUCUUCUCCUCCUGGCCACACCCUUCUUCACAGAAUUUCUUUCCAAACAUUAUGCGCCUUUCGUGAAGACCAUCAAUAAUUUCUUAAGCAAAGGCAACGCUGAAGUGCAUUUAUUUGGGAUGACGCCUGUGGGUAAUACCACCCUUCUGAUGGGAGCUAUUAAAAGAAGUAAUGGGCAGUAUAUAUCAAGAAGUGCUGUAACAGAGUUUUUCACAGCUCAUAAGGAGCUCCUUACCACUCGUAGUGGAGUAACAAUAUCUGCAAUCAAUUAUGAUCCUUGCACCACAGAUGUUUGCUACCACAGGGCUGUCUGCAGGAAGCAAAUCAGCUUCAGCUCUGACACUGCAGUUUUAGAAAGCCCUUCGGUCAUUUUCCUAACCCAUGUCCUCAUGGAGCCUUUUACUUGCAGCUGCUCACUAGGGUAUGUUGGUCAACAGUGUGAGCUGCUCAUCGAUUACUGUGAGUCUGCCCCCUGCAGCAAUGGUGGGACUUGCCUCAACUACCCUGGAGGGUUCAAUUGUACAUGCACUGAAGUCUACUCAGGACUACUUUGUACAGCAGAUGUUGAUGAAUGCCAGGGUGUCCUGUGCCAAAAUGGAGCUUCCUGCCUGAUUGUACCUGAAGAGGUGCUGUGUAUCUGUCCCUUAGGACGUACAGGUAAAUUUUGUGAAAACACUAUUAAUCACUGUCUGGUGUCUCCUUGUCUAAAUCAUGGAAUGUGCAUCAACCUUCCCAAUGGCUACAGUUGCAAAUGUCCAUUUGGCACAAGUGGGGAUGAGUGUGAACUGGACAGUUGGGGAUUUGAAGAACUGUCCUAUGCGGAGUUCCCUUCCCUUGAUCCUACAAACAACAUCAUUUAUAUGGAGUUUGCAACAGUUAAAGAAAACUCUCUCCUCCUGUACAACUAUGAUGGCAAAGAAACCACAGGCGGUGAAUUUCUUGCCCUAGAGAUAUUGAAUGGCAAGGUCGCGUUUUCUUACAACCUUGGCAAUGGAACAGUUAGACUGGUCGCAGACCAGAGAGUGGCAGACGGGCAGUUUCACACAAUAAUAGCAACUAGAACGGGGAAGGUUGGAUCCCUGACAGUGGACAAUUGCACCAGCAAUCAGCCUGCACAGUUCUGCUCCGUAAGCACUCCAGGCGUAGGCACAGAGAGGACUCUGGAUUUGGAUAAAAAUAGCAUGGUAUUGGGAGGAAUCAAAUCCAUUGACCCGAUCCUCCUUCGCCCAGAUCAGGUGAAAACAGAUGACUUCAUUGGCUGCAUUAGAGAAGCUAAGCUGAACAGUGUUCCUCUUGAAUUUGCUGAGGCAUUGUCUUCGUAUAACAUCCUCGCCAGUUGUCCACGAUUGGACAGGGUUUGUCAGGAUAAACCAUGUCUCAAUAAUGGUGUUUGUCAAGAUCAUUGGUCAUUCUAUUUGUGCCAGUGUCCUGAUGGUUUUAUUGGACCCCAUUGUGAAGAAGAUAUUUCACAAGAUACAGCUCUAAGUCUGAAUGGUCAGACUCAUCUUGACUAUUUUAUCAAGGAAAGCUACAAACGUAGACAACUAUUAAAGAUUCACACAAAGGGAAAAAGAAAUGGAAAAGAAGACAGCUCUGUGGAACUACAGUUCAGAACACGAUCGCCAAAAGGGGUACUUCUCCACAUAGAAGGAAACGCAAGCUAUGCCACUGUUAUGAUAGUUGAGAUUGUGGAAUGCGUGCGUCCGAAACAGAUGGUUAUCGAUCCAAGUCCUCUGUUGGCCAUCUGGCAUGGCUAA